UUAGAAAGAUCGCGCCGACAUACAUUAGAAAAAGCUAGCGACGUCGCUGCUGCGCGCGAUGUGUAGUCAUUCGUGGUAGCGCAGGGCUAUUGUGACACUUGGAUCGCUUUAGUAGGCUAACAUGUCGACAGUGUAGAACAUUGUCACAUAUAUCAAAAGUAUUUGAUAUAGGCUUCCUUCAUAAUAUAGUCAGAUAUCUUUUUUUUGUUUGCUAUUAUUCGGAUACGGCAUUGAGCAACAAGUGGAGUUUGGCGUGGAGAGUUUGCGCUCCAGCCAAAAGUGUACCAGUUAUGGAAGAGCGAAUUGAUCAGAACAGCCGUGAUUCGACUGAGGGAGAGAGCGUGUCCCUCUCCCCGAAUCUACCAUCUCCUCCAAUUUUGCCCCACCAGGCAGCACAGCAGGUACAUAGAACGACAAACUUUUUUAUUGACAAUAUUCUGCGGCCAGACUUCGGCUGCAAGAAGGAGCUUGGGAGUCGGGAGCGGGCGCAGACCUCCGGCAGAGAAAACGUCAACCCCUUGGUAAUCAGGCCAUCUCACGCGAGCAGCCUUUGCCAGGAUUCCAACUGCAGUAGUGACAGUACUUCUUCGUCGUCGUCCUCGCCGUCUUCGAAACAGAGCUCGACAAAACAAGGUGAAGGGAAUGGGACUACCACAACGAGAUAUGGAGACACCGCGUCAAUAGUGGUUGUGAAUGCCAGUAAUGGAGGAUCUCCACCCGCUAAAGAAUCUACGCCGAUGUUAUGGCCUGCGUGGGUUUACUGCACGAGAUAUUCGGAUCGACCAUCAUCUGGCCCAAGGACACGGAAAUUGAAAAAGAAGAAAAAUGAGAAAGAAGACAAGCGACCCAGAACCGCGUUUACGGCUGAACAACUGCAGAGACUUAAGUCCGAGUUUCAGGCAAAUCGCUACAUAACAGAACAACGGAGACAGUCACUGGCCACAGAACUGAAUCUCAAUGAAUCCCAAAUCAAAAUUUGGUUUCAGAAUAAGAGGGCAAAAAUCAAAAAGGGGAAUGGCUACAAGAACGGCCUGGCUCUCCAACUCAUGGCCCAAGGACUGUACAACCAUUCCACAACCACGGUCCAAGAGGAGAAGGAUGAUAGCGAGUAAAUUCCCCCCUCGUGCAGGGCAAAAUAGACGCUGAACUGAAGCAGAGUGCUUGAACUCUUUUGUGAACUGAAAACGAAAGAGGUAAAUACGAUUUGACUGGGACAGAUGCUAUUUAAAACCGAUUUCUGUUUAUGAUACAGUAUAUGGACAUAAUUAUAUAAAAUAUGAACAUUAUUAAAGUUUAUAUAUAGCCAAAACAAUAUGACGUUGUAUAUAUUUAAUUUCAGGUAAGGUUAUGUCUGUAUCAAUCCCUACUUGCUGGAGAUUUAAACUUUUCUUUUUCUUAUGAUGUUGUUGGCCAUUGUUUUAGUAUAAGUGUCUGACUCAUAGAUUUUUUUGUGUGAUUUCUGUCGCCCCUCUCCCCAAUCUCUCACAAUUCUACAGACUGCGUUUCUGAACCGACGUGCCAAGCCAAAGAUUUUAAUAUGUUCAGAGAAUAUGUAGUCUGAAAUAAAUAAAAAUGUAGAAUGUGCUACAGCUUCAUUCCU
Molecule: messenger RNA, 1600 nt
Organism: Oncorhynchus nerka (sockeye salmon)
Lineage: Eukaryota; Metazoa; Chordata; Actinopteri; Salmoniformes; Salmonidae
Product: homeobox protein engrailed-1-B-like
Exons: 2
Coding region: 291-1112 (273 amino acids)
Biological process (GO): regulation of transcription by RNA polymerase II; multicellular organism development; neuron differentiation
Cellular component (GO): nucleus
Molecular function (GO): DNA-binding transcription factor activity, RNA polymerase II-specific; RNA polymerase II cis-regulatory region sequence-specific DNA binding
Source: RefSeq, a predicted model, not a curated record